Hyaloscypha bicolor E is the source of this 567-nucleotide messenger RNA. RefSeq lists its product as uncharacterized. NCBI's taxonomy places the organism in Eukaryota, Fungi, Ascomycota, Leotiomycetes, Helotiales, Hyaloscyphaceae. Bases 1 to 567 code for a protein of 188 amino acids. The transcript is spliced from 3 exons. The record is from RefSeq and is a predicted model, not a curated record.
AUGACUUUGGAGUACUCGGAAAAGAGGAGAAGGACAUCAGUCUCAGUCUACAAAGCGCUCCUCGAGCCUAAACCUCCCCAACCUUUGAACCCGGGUACGAACGAUCACCGAUCUGUCCGAAUCAAUCAGUAUUUCCAUCAUUGCUUACGUGAGAUCACAUCCAGUCCAGGAAAGCGACCUCAAGGCCUUCCUUCAGGAAUCCAGGGGUCAAUUUCGACGGCUCUCCUCUCUUCUGGAGACGUCGGCCAGACCAUCAACUUCCCCAACCUUCUAAUCAAACUCUGUCUUAAGGUUUGGAAGCAGCCCAUACAAGACGGUCACGUAGUGGACGUUUUGUAUGGGUCUCGAUACACACCGGAAGCAAAAUGCAACAUCAUCGUGAAGCAAGAACCCCACACUCCCCUAAUGGAUCCGAGGGAACAUCUCUUACGUCUUCUUCCGAGGGAACUCGCCGUUCAUAACUACCUCCAGACCGCUAGUCAAGACACAAUGUUAUUGCGAAGCAGUUGGUCCCAAGACGCACUCAAUCUCAGGAAAAAUUGCGAUCAAUUCUUGCUCAUGGGGUGA